Acanthosepion pharaonis is the source of this 690-nucleotide messenger RNA. The record is from the annotation of a GenBank genome assembly. NCBI's taxonomy places the organism in Eukaryota, Metazoa, Mollusca, Cephalopoda, Sepiida, Sepiidae.
AUGUCGACUGCAUUGGCUCAGGAGAAAUCCAAACGAAAGGUGAUAAAAAUGCUAAUUAUCGUUCUAAUUGUAUUCAUCAUCUGCUGGUCACCACAACAGAUACUUUCAUUUUGGGGACUCUUCCGUUCUCAAAAGCAGUUCCAUCAGUCUCUUCAUUAUCUAUCUAUCUAUCUAUCUAUCUAUCUAUCUAUCUAUCUAUCUAUCCUUGAUAAGUUCCAUCAGUCUCUUCAUUAUCUAUCUAUCUAUCUAUCUAUCUAUCUAUCUAUCUAUCUAUCUAUCUAUCUAUCCUUGAUAAUUCCAUCAGUCUCUUCAUUAUCUAUCUAUCUAUCUAUCAAUCUAAAUCUCUUCAUAUCUAUCUAUCUAUCUAAAUCUCUUCAUAUCUAUCUAAUCUAUUCAUAUCUAUUCAUAUCUAUACUUGAUAAGUUCCAUCAGUCUCUUCAUUAUCUAUCUAUCUAUCUAUCUAUCUAUCUAUCUAUCUAUCUAUACUUGAUGUUCCAUCAGUCUCUUCAUUAUCUAUCUAUCUAUCUAUCUAUCUAUCUAUCUAUCUAUCUAUCUAUACUUGAUGUUCCAUCAGUCUCUUCAUUAUCUAUCUAUCUAUCUAUCUAUCUAUCUAUCUAUCUGUUUUUCCCGCCUUUAUUGAAACCCUCCGCUACGUGGCGCUGUACGUUGCCUACCUCAACAGUUCUUUGA